AUGGCAGAUAGCCAUCUAGUCCGUAGCGAAAACCACAACGCGGUAAACAAUGGGUGUCAAGACACGAUCGUGACUUUUCGGGAGCGCUCUAAAGGCUGUUAUGUAACACGGUUAAAAGCUGUGGCGCUCGUUCUCACAGCAUUAGGGGCGUUGUUGUUGGUGGCGCUCUUGGCGGCGUUUUUUGGCCGCGUUUGGUGGUGCCCAGAAGACAAUGGCAACCAGGACAAAGUGGUUAAUGACGGGAUAGUGGCGUCAACGCCAUCCAGCGACCAAAACUUGCCAAUAUCUGACAAAAUACGCUUGCCUUACUCGUUGAUUCCCCAUCGGUACCAGGUGGACUUAGUGGUGAAUUUGACAGGUUUCAGUUUUUCUGGCUCAGUCAGAAUAGACCUUCACGUGGAUAAAUCCACACCUUUCAUCAUCUUUCACCGGCAUGAAAAGUUAAACGUCAGUGACGCGUCUGUAUCCGUGACUGAUUCGGACACCCUUGAGGAACGUGAAAUACGUUCAACUUUUCGGGUGCCACGAAACCAGCAGUACGUCGUGGAGCUAUCGGAACCCUUGAAAAAAGGAAAAGACUAUUCUCUGCACGUGGGUGCUUUUGACGGACAUUUAACGACAGACAUGAGAGGACUCUACCUGAGCUCUUACAAAACAGCCUCCGGAAAAGUCAGGUAUUUGGCAGCAUCUCAACUGCAAUCGACAGAUGCCCGAAAAGUCUUCCCGUGCUUUGACGAACCUCACUUUAAAGCCACAUUCACCGUGUCCAUAACACAUCAGGACGACUACCGGGCGCUGGGGAACAUGCCGGUGAUUCGAUCACAGAUAUUACGUAAUGGAUGGAUAAAGACGUCGUUUCGAGAGUCACCGGUGAUGUCGACAUAUCUGCUAGCCUUUGUCGUGUCCGAUUUCAAAUACAGAGAGGCCUUCAUGGACAAUCUUCAGAUCAGAAUAUGGGCACAGCCGGAUAUGAUUAACCAAACAGAAUUUUCUCUCGAUUACGCUGUAAAAACAUAUCGCUUCUUUACCGACUACUUUGGUGUGAAGGAAGUUGUACCGAAAACAGAUCAUGUUGCCGUUCCAGACUUUGGUGGUGGCGCCAUGGAAAACUGGGGUCUCGUGAUUUACCGCGAGACUUCACUGCUUGUUGAUCCUCAGGCCUCCUCUAGCGGUGACAUGUACUUGGUCACCCUCAUCGUGGCCCAUGAGAUUGCUCACACGUGGUUUGGAAACAUGGUGACGAUGAAAUGGUGGGAGGAUUUGUGGUUAAAUGAAGGAUUUGCUAGCACGUUGAUGUUCUUUGCAAUGGAUCACAGUUACCCCGACUGGAAGGUGUUCGCCAUAAUGGUAGCAGAGGACAUUUUCCCUGUCAUGGUCUCCGAUUCUCUAGAAGCGUCACAUCCCGUUUCUACUCCAGUUGACCACCCCGAUGACAUCAUGCAGUCAUUUGACCUCAUUUCAUACAAUAAGGGAAUGGCCAUAUUGCGGAUGUUGAAAGGUUUUCUGGGCUGGAACCAGUUCAGGAAAGGUUUGCAGAACUAUGUGAAGAGAUACAAGUUCAGGAACGCCGAGAUGCGGGAAUUGUGGGAAACCUUCACGGAGACUGUUAACGGUUCUUAUGACGUGGGGAAAAUAAUGGACACGUGGACCAUACAGAUGGGAUACCCCGUGGUGUCCGUCAUCGAUGAGGGAAACCGCUACCUGCUACAGCAAGAUCGAUUCAUGCUUAAUUCACAGGCUCUAGUCAACGAGUCGGAGACCCCGUUUAAUUAUAAGUGGUAUGUCCCAUUCACCUACAUCACUCAGGAGCGGCGAAACGACGUUAAGAUUGAGUGGAUGGCCAUGGGGUCAGCUUGGAUUAACAAAGACAAUGACGGCUGGUUGUUGGGGAAUGUGAACUACCAGGGAUUUUACCGUGUGAAUUAUCAGGAAUCAAUGUGGGCCAAACUCACCAAGCAACUCAGGGAUGACCACACGUUGAUUUCCCAGUCUAACCGGGCCGGCCUCAUUGACGACGCCUUGAACCUAGCCAGAGCCGGCCUUUUGGAUUACAACGUUGCCCUCAAUGUAACGACUUACCUGGAUCAGGAAGAGAGUUAUGUCCCUUGGAGAGCAUUCAACGCCAACAUGGAUGUUAUAAGUGGACUGCUUACAACAACGGAGACUUACGGCAUGUUGGAGAGAUAUUUAAAGAAACUUGUAGCUCCUGUGUUCAGGAGAAUCGGGGUUUCUGUCACCGGAUCACUACCAAAAAAGUAUUUAAGACGGAUUAUUCUGGACGUAGCGUGUCGGGCCGGAGUGAAAGAAGCCGUGGAAUAUGCUCAUGCGAUGUUCAGGGAUUGGAUGGUGAACGGAACGAGACUUCCGGCGGAUUACGCCUUGACAAUCUACAGCGUAGGUAUACGGGAAGGUGGCGAAGAAGAAUGGAACUUUCUUUGGAAGAAAUCCGUGGAGACGAACGUACCAACUGAGAAGUCGACGAUGUUGGAAGCCUUGGCUCAAUCGCGCCAUCUGUGGAUUUUGUGGAGAUAUGUAAAUUGGGUGUUUGAUCAGCGCAUGAUUGAUAUGCAAGAUGUCCGACUGUUAUUCGGGUUUUUAGAGAAGAACCCAGUUGGUCGCAUGGUCUCCAGGCAGUUCGUAAGCGAGCAUUGGGAAGAGUUUAUUCGAAGGUUUGAAUACGACUGGUUCUCACUGCGGGAAAUUAUCCCUCACUUUACAGCUUAUAUCAGCUCUACCAACGAGCUGGAAGAGCUGGAAAGAUUGUACAAAGCGCACCCCCCAAACACAGCGGUGAAGGCGGCAGCCAGUUCCCUUGCACUAAUACGGUGGGGCAUAGAGCUAUAA
Molecule: messenger RNA, 2844 nt
Organism: Liolophura sinensis
Lineage: Eukaryota; Metazoa; Mollusca; Polyplacophora; Chitonida; Chitonidae
Product: glutamyl aminopeptidase-like
Exons: 20
Coding region: 1-2844 (947 amino acids)
Biological process (GO): peptide catabolic process; proteolysis
Cellular component (GO): membrane; cytoplasm
Molecular function (GO): metalloaminopeptidase activity; peptide binding; zinc ion binding
Source: RefSeq, a predicted model, not a curated record